AUGAACGAUGCUGUGGAGAAGGGACAAAUUCAUGGCUUUAAAGUGACUGAUACAGGUAGUGUAAUAUCUCAUCUUCAAUUUGCAGAUGAUACACUUAUAUCUAUUGAUGCUAAUGCUGAUGAGGUCACUAGAUUAUUUAUUAUUCUAUCAGUUUUUGAAACUCUUACUGGCAUGAAGUUGAACCUAGAUAAAAACACUAUGGUUAGUGUAGGGGAUGAUGAAGCUUUGGAAAUUUUGGUUAAGGAGUUGGGCUGUAGAUCGGAGAAAUUGCCAAUAAAGUAUCUAGGACUUCCUAUUGGUGCUAGUUUUAGAUGUACUUCUGUUUGGGAAGUUGUUAUCGAGAGAAUGCAAAAGAAGUUGGCCACUCGGAAGAAGAAAUAUCUUAACAAAGCUGGGAGAUUGAUUCUCAUUAAAAGUUGUCUUGCUAGUCUUCAUGUUUACUUUAUCUCCUUAUUUCAUCUGCCUGUGAGUAUUGAGAAGAGAAUGGUUAAGCUUAUGAGGAACUUUUUUUGGGGAGAUGUGGAAGGUAAGAAGAAGGUGGCUUGGGUUUCUUGGAUCAAAGUAUGUCUGCCUAAGAAAAAUGGAGGUCUUGGUGUGAAAAGUUUGAGGGUUACUAACAAAGCUCUUCUUGCAAAAUGGGUGUGGAGAUACACUAGAAAAAAACUGCAUUAUGGGGAAGAAUUGUGCAACAAAAACUAA
Molecule: messenger RNA, 699 nt
Organism: Papaver somniferum (opium poppy)
Lineage: Eukaryota; Viridiplantae; Streptophyta; Magnoliopsida; Ranunculales; Papaveraceae
Exons: 1
Coding region: 1-699 (232 amino acids)
Source: RefSeq, a predicted model, not a curated record